CGAAUCAACCCGGACAGGCCCUGCCGAGGGAUUUUCCGAAUCCGACCCUUGUGCAACCAAAUUAAUUGAUCUGCUUGCCUUUAGUAUAUUAGUAAGUAAGAAAACUUGGACAAUAUAUCAGAUUGAUUGUUUUCAAGGGACCGCCACAAGCGAGCCUUUGUUGCGGAAUAAAUAGGGAGGAUUAGCAACGGACUGUUCAAAUCGACGUGUACUAUUGGCUUGAAGAAGGCUGAGGCUUGUUCAUCGCCAGGAGCGACCGUGUCCUGGAGGGCAUGCGAUGCGGGAGUAUCUCCACAGGGGUCAGCAUCUGAAGGGGGGGAGCGACACCAAAACAGCAUGGCAGGCAGAGCAGCAUUGGACAGGAGACGGAGGCAACGCCGCGGCGCGAAGGCAGUCCUGCUGUGCUGCGCACUGAUUAUGCUGACAGCCGCCGCCGCCGACGCGGUGACGGCCACGGCGCGCGUGCGCGCGGCGAAGCCGCGGCCGGCCGCGGCGGCGGCGGGCCGGCAGAAGCCGGAGGAGCUGCGCGCGAAGCACGCCGCGGUAUGGCCGCCGCGGCUGACGUCAGCGGAGCGCGCUGACAUCAUGCUGCCCGAGGCGCUGAAGACGCGUGCUCUCCUGGAAGCUUCCCACGGCGCGCGCAGGCGGCUUCAG
Messenger RNA from Coccomyxa subellipsoidea C-169, 654 nucleotides. RefSeq lists its product as hypothetical. Lineage: Eukaryota; Viridiplantae; Chlorophyta; Trebouxiophyceae; Coccomyxaceae. The annotation marks the transcript as partial. The transcript has 3 exons. The record is from RefSeq and is a predicted model, not a curated record.